Messenger RNA from Thyridium curvatum, 978 nucleotides. RefSeq lists its product as uncharacterized. NCBI's taxonomy places the organism in Eukaryota, Fungi, Ascomycota, Sordariomycetes, Thyridiales, Thyridiaceae. The transcript has 2 exons. Gene Ontology annotation, cellular component: plasma membrane. The record is from RefSeq and is a predicted model, not a curated record. The coding region runs from base 1 to 978 and encodes 325 amino acids.
AUGGCUUCGUUAAUAUCAGGCGCCACCUUCGGCGCCGCCCUGACGGCCUCGGGCGUCUACCGGCCGUCAGUCAUCAUCGGUCAAUUCAGGCUGGAUAACUGGCAUAUGAUCCAAGCCUUCCUCACGGCGACAGCAAGCAGCGCAGUGAUCAUCAGGGUGCUUGAGAGACUGGGCUACGUCAGCAUCAAGCCCAGGGGCUGGAACACGAUGGGCUGGUUCGCCCGGUACGACGGCAACAUCAUCGGAGGCUUCCUCCUCGGCACAGGCAUGGCUUUGUCCGGUGCCUGCCCGGGAACCGUCUUCGUCCAGAGCGCGCUCGGUAUCAAGUCCGGCCUGUAUACCCUCGCGGGUGCCAUGCUGGCCGGCAUCUCGUGGAGCGCGUUCCUGCGCCACUACCUGUCGAAGCCGCUGCCCAAGGACUCGAAACAUUCUCCCAACCCGAGCAUCGCAGAGAGCGUCGGCAUCCCCCGGUCCGUGGCCCUCGUAGCAUUCGAGGCGGUAUGCGCGGCAGUCAUCGCCAGUGCCGCGGUCUAUGGCGGCGCAACCCCGGAUGCCAAGAUCGCACCGGUCAUUGGUGGCCUGUCGAUCGGCGCCGCGCAACUGGUCUCGCUGUUGCUGAGGAAGUGUCUCGUUGGUGUGUCCACGACCUUUGUCGAGACCGGGGACUGGCUCCGUUACAUCCUUGGCGGCGGCGACCAGCCGGGAUGCAACAACAUCAUGUUCUCUGCGGGGAUGGUUGGUGGAGCCCGACUUCUCUCGACACUGUAUCCAUUCCUCACGCAGGGGGCUACCGAGGAGGUCGCGCCGGCCGUGGCGGUUCUCGGUGGAUUCAUUGCGGUUCUGGGAGCCAGGAUCGCCGGAGGGUGCACAUCAGGGCACGGCAUCAGCGGUACUGCUUCUUUGUCGACGUCCAGCAUGGUGACGAUUGGCACAGCUAUGGCCGCAGGGGCAGCUGUGACUCAUUUCUUGUCUCUAUAA